GAUCUCAUACUGGAAGGAAAGAAGUGCUUAAAAUUGGUCCAAAAGCAAGAGGAAAGGAAGGUGUUAUCCAAGUGUCCAGCAGUUAAAUCUUUACAUGUACUUACACAGUAGAACCACAAAAAUAGAAAGAAAUAUAAAUAAACGCUGAUACAUAUUUGUUGCAGCGAGCUCGGACUGGGAGGCGCGCACACAAAUGGGUUUACAUUAAAUUCAUUGAUCAUCGACUUCUUCUAAACAGUCGAUUCUCAAUCCCUUGAGGUUUCAUGUGGAAUAGUGAAGAAGCAGUAGAGGAAGGGAGGAUAUAGUGUUAGUAGUAGUUUAAAAGUAUGUUCAAUAAAAUCAGAAAAAAAGGACAUCGAAAGGCCUCAAAAUCGGAUGGAGCUGAGACCCCAAUACCUACCAACAAUGCAGCGCCUAAUCCUGAUGUUACUGUUAAUCAUGCUUCAAGAACGGCUGGUGCACCAUCUCAACUUUUGUCUUUGGACUGUCUGGGACACGGUUCUGGAGUGGUUGAAGUAUUACCCUUGUUGAAAGAAAUUCCGCUGUCUGAAAGACAUGCUUUGUUCAUCAGAAAGCUCCAAAUUUGUUGCGCUUCCUUUGAUUUUUCAGACACUUUGAAGAAUGCCCGAGAAAAGGAGAUUAAGAGGCAAACUCUCAAUGAGCUGAUUGAAUUAGUGCAAUCAGGGUCUUCUAAAAUGAAUGAAAUAAUGCAGGAAGGGUUAGUGAAAAUGAUAUCAAUCAAUGUUUUUCGGUGUUUACCUCCUGCAAUGCAUGAGAAUACAGGGUCAGAGAGUGGUGACCCUGAUGAGGAUGAAAUGUUUACGGACCCAUCAUGGCCUCACUUGCAACUUGUGUAUGAGUUACUUUUGAGAUAUGUGGUAUCACCUGAUAUGGACACUAAGAUAGCCAAGCGAUACCUUGAUCAUUCUUUUGUUCUAAAAUUACUGGAUUUAUUCGAUUCUGAGGACGCCAGAGAGCGUGAAUACUUGAAGACUAUUCUUCACCGCAUUUAUGGGAAAUUCAUGGUCCAUCGCCCAUUCAUUAGGAAAGCGAUAAAUGAUGUAUUUUACCGUUUUUUAUUUGAAACAGAGAGGCACAGUGGGAUUUGUGAGUUGCUAGAGAUUCUUGGAAGUAUUAUAAAUGGGUUCGCUCUGCCAAUGAAAGAAGAGCAUAAAUUGUUCCUUGUUCGGGCUCUUAUUCCAUUGCACAAGGCCAAGUGUGUCGCAUCAUAUCAUCAGCAGUUAUCUUACUGCAUUACACAAUUCGUAGAGAAAGAUUAUAGAUUGGCAGAUAUUGUGAUUAGGGGAUUGCUGAAGUACUGGCCUGUAACCAACUGCGGCAAGGAAGUUCUCUUUCUUGGAGAACUAGAAGAUGUCUUGGAAGCCACACAGUCUGAGGAGUUUCGGCGCUGCAUGGUGCCUUUAUUUAGACAAGUUGCUCGAAGCAUCAACAGCUCCCAUUUUCAGGUUGCAGAACGGGCACUAUUCUGGUGGAACAAUGAGCAUAUAGUGAGCUUGAUUGCAGAGAAUCGCCAUACUAUCUUGCCAAUUAUCUUUGAAGCUUUAGAAAAGAACAUAAAGUGUCACUGGAACCAGGCUAUCAAUGGGCUAACAGCUAAUGUUCGAAGGAUGUUCCAGGAGAUGGAUGCUGAGCUGUUUGAAGAGUGCCAAAGGCAAUAUGAAGAAAGGGAGGCCAGGGCUGGAAGCCGGGAGGAGCAGCGGGUGUUGACAUGGAAGAGACUUGAAGAGGCCGCUGCAAAUGGGUGUUGACAUACAUAACUGUAAGAGCAGCUGUACUGGCUGGGGAAGAUGUGAUUAGAGUUUGACUCACUGAUCUACUUGUAGAUUUCCACUGCAGCACAUAAUUCGCCUAUAAUCAGAGGGCAAUGAGCGGCACAAGUUCUGGUAUUGGUGGUGCACGGUCUUGGUCUGUUGCCCCGAAAUGAGCAAAGUUCUUUUGCAAUCCGCCCUCUGUCACUGUUCUGUCUUUUAUUCUGGGGAGAGAAGUUGGACGAAAUUCUGCCAUCUUGUCUUCUCGACCAAGUGCAGUGCUUUUUUGCUAAUAUGUGUUUCUAAUUAUAGUUUGGCUUUUUGAUCGUUUUUUUUUUUUUUUUUGUCAUUCAAUUUUGCGAUGACAAUGAAAGCAAUGUUGGAAGUAGUUUGUAGUUAAUAUCUCAUUCAAAAGGGUUAUUUUUUUUUCACCUUUGGUAGCAAUAAGUUAAGUGGUUAAAAGUUCUUUCCGCUAAUUGAUCUCUGCUGUUGGUUUAUUUUGGGCAUUGAUUGGCAAACAUGGUGACGGCAUGCCAUCCCCCGUCAGAUUUUCCCGACUCAAUUGGCUCACUUUCUAGAGUUGCUCCCGAUCCAAUUGGCUCACUCCCUAGAGUUACUUCUCUUAAAGUAAGUCCCCCCUCUUAGUAGCAGGAGUAGGUUAGAUUAGAUGUGCCGUCAGUGAAAAAAAAAAAAAAAAUCUCUCUAUUGUGAAUGGACGAUAACUGAUCAUCGGGUAAAGAAAACAGUAGUAGUAGUGGCUUUGUGCCAAUAAAUUUUAAGAAAUAAUAAAAUAUUAGUACUAAGCUAAGCUAGUUUAUUUUGGGCAUUGAUUGGCAAACAUGGUGACGGCAUGCCAUCCCCCGUUAAAUGGCCAUGUUGAGCUGCUGCUGCUGCUGGAACUGGAAGGCACUGAACAGCUCUCAUAAUCAGAGAGAGCAUUCGUAAAAUGAGCCCCAAAGCUUUCUUCUGUUCUGCCACCAGUAAAAUUUUCCCCUAUUACUGAACCUGCUUAAAAAGUUACUAGAUUCUGCGACUACCCACCAAGUCAUUAUUAAUCUACUUCACACGCUGAUUUUUUCACUGUGUCUAUGCCUGCGAUCGAUCGUUAAGUGUCUGUAGACAUUAUUGUAGUAUGCUGCAGCCUCAUGGUUCAUAUCGCCGUGUAAUCAUAUCAUCAGAAGAGAAGCGGAGAGCAGCCUUCCCAUCGUAUCAAUUUUCAUCCAGGAAUGUUAGCGAGAGAAGAAAAGAUGGAUUUCUCAAGAGGAGGAACCAAUUGCUAAAUUUCUCAAGAGGACUGAAUGGUUAGUUGGGAUUCCAGAGAACCACACCAUCAUUGUGUAAUUUGUGUUGCAUGAAUCGGAAAGAACUACUCUGUUUCUGAUUGAUCAUUCAAUUUCAAAGAAUAGCAAAGAAAAUGGCUCUGAAACUGAUGUUUGACCCGAAGCAACCACUUCAGCCGCUCACACUCUAUCCCCUCCCCCAUAUGCAUAAAUAAUUGAUCAUUCUCUCCCCAUCACAUUACUUGACUUGAGCAAAAGCCCCCCCGCAAGAAGUCAACAAAUCAAUUCCUGCACCAUCUGUUUUUUUCUACAUCAAAAUGGCCCACUGAAAAGCAACAAGAAAAAA
This is a messenger RNA of Coffea arabica (coffee), 3395 nucleotides long. Its product is annotated as serine/threonine protein phosphatase 2A 57 kDa regulatory subunit B' beta isoform-like. The record is from RefSeq and is a predicted model, not a curated record. Gene Ontology annotation, molecular function: protein phosphatase regulator activity. NCBI's taxonomy places the organism in Eukaryota, Viridiplantae, Streptophyta, Magnoliopsida, Gentianales, Rubiaceae. Gene Ontology annotation, cellular component: protein phosphatase type 2A complex. Gene Ontology annotation, biological process: signal transduction.